This is a messenger RNA of Wasmannia auropunctata (little fire ant), 1856 nucleotides long. Its product is annotated as ADP,ATP carrier protein. The record is from RefSeq and is a predicted model, not a curated record. Gene Ontology annotation, biological process: mitochondrial ADP transmembrane transport; mitochondrial ATP transmembrane transport. NCBI's taxonomy places the organism in Eukaryota, Metazoa, Arthropoda, Insecta, Hymenoptera, Formicidae. Gene Ontology annotation, molecular function: ATP:ADP antiporter activity. The transcript is spliced from 4 exons. The coding region runs from base 793 to 1710 and encodes 305 amino acids. Gene Ontology annotation, cellular component: mitochondrial inner membrane.
UCGUCAUUCAACAUCGUUCAACAUAAAAAAAAAAGAAAUCUUUCUUCUAGUCCUCAAGAUAAAUUUAUAUAUAACAUUUGGCGUGAGCAUUCUAUUUUCUGUAUAAGAUGCAAGAUGAAGGAAACGAUAAUAUAUUUUAUCCCAUGUUUAUAAAAGUCGUAGACAUCACUAUGAUCCAAUAAUUUAUAUGAAUCAUAGUUGUAACUUUCGAAUAAAAGCUUCCGACUGCAUAUAUUUACAUGACCAAAACGUAAAGCUUUAAAAAAAUAUAUUUAAUUUUUUGUGUAAAACAAUGACACAGUUAAGUAAAGAUUACGAGCAUAAUUCGUGUAUCUUGUUCCUAUUUAUUUAUUCUACAAUAUUGCGAUCAUGAUGUUUAUUGAUUUUCAAACGUCUAAUGUUCAUUUCUCAAUCAUUUCUACUUUUUUCUCGAUUUUACUUUCUAUUUUCUAUUCUUUUCCUUAGAACUAGAAAAAGAUUUUAAAAAAUAAAUUAAAUCGAAAUUUUAAAUUAAUCUUAACAUUCAUAGAAACGGACAAGAAGCGAUCCUCCGAUUAUUUGAAAACGAUGCAUCUCGUAGACUGACAAAACAAAUGACUCGUAGCAUAGUAGUUCUGCCAUUUCAUUCCUUUUGACAGAUAGUGCAAAGAUGCGAUAUAUUUCGAUAUCAACGUAUAAAUACAUAGACGACGAUUAAAAGUAUGCAAACGACGCUUGGCUCCAACACGGUCCGCGCUGACGGACCGUUAUUUUCUUAGACCCUGUCGAUUUUUGGCAUCCUCCCCGCGAGAAAUGGAGACGCACAAGUCUUUUCUCUUAGAUUUCCUGGCGGGCGGUCUGUCCGCGGCGAUUGCGAAGACAACGGUCGCUCCCCUAGAAAGAGUGAAACUGUUGCUGCAGGUGCAGCAUACCUCGAAGCAGAUUAAACUUGAACAACAGUACAAGGGUAUGAUAGACGCGAUGGUGCGCAUACCUCAGGAAACCGGAUUUCUCAGUUUCUACAGAGGCAAUUUGGCCAACGUUAUUCGAUACUUUCCGACUCAGGCGCUCAAUUUUGCGUUUAAAGAUAAAUUUAAGGCCUUCUUUCUGGGUGGCGUGCCACCGGACGCUUUCUGGCGGCAUUUCGCUGGAAAUCUAGCCGCCGGCGGUGCCGCUGGUGCGACAUCGCUUUUAUUCGUAUAUCCGCUUGACUUUGCUCGUACCAGAUUAGCCGUCGAUGUCGGAAAGGGUGAGAAACGGGAGUUUAUGGGAAUGAACGACUGUAUAUGGAAGAUUUUUAAAUCGGACGGAUUUUUCGGACUGUAUCGUGGCUUCAACGUCAGCGUGCAGGGGAUCAUCAUAUAUCGCGCGACGUACUUUGGAUUUUACGACACUACGAGGGGUAUGCUGUCCGACCCAAAGAGCACACCGUUGUACAUGAAUUUUAUAAUCGCCGAGAUAGUAACAACGAUCGCGGGUAUCGUGUCCUACCCUUUCGAUACAGUUAGAAGACGAAUGAUGAUGCAAUCGGGACGAAGUAAGGCUGAAAUGAUGUACAAAAAUACACUGGAUUGUUGGAUGAAGAUAACAAGAAGCGAAGGUCCCACAGCUUUCUUCAAAGGUGCAUUCUCAAAUAUUCUUCGUGGCACCGGUGGUGCUAUCGUCCUGACGUUGUAUGACACGAUCAAAGAUUCGAUUGCGAAAGUAAUCACGAAAGUUCAGACACCUUAGGAAUUUAGUAAGUCUUGCACCGCAGUAUAUACGAUUAAGAAGUGUUCGAGUGUUUUAUACAUGAUUAAAGAUUUUCAUUUAACAAGUACAAUAAUAUAUAAUAUUGAAAAGAAUUCUAUUAAAAAUAUAAAGAUGAUUCUGUUUUA